AUGGCUGCCGAAAACAAGCCGGAAGGACUGAAGAAAAUAAGAAAUCCAGAGCGAAUGGUCAGGAUCGCUGUUGGUUACACAGGACACACCCCUCCCAAGAGUGACGACACUGACGCCAACAAUGAGCCUGGCCAAUUGAAGAUAUACCUUCCGAAGAAGUUGCUGGAGUGUCUACCCAAAUGUUCCUCUCUGCCCAAGGAGCGCCAUCGCUGGAACACCAACGAGGAGAUUGCUGCAUAUCUCAUCACUUUUGAGAAACAUGAUGAGUGGCUGACGACAUCGCCAAAAACCAGGCCUCAAAAUGGCUCUAUGAUUCUCUACAACCGCAAGAAGGUGAAGUACAGGAAAGAUGGCUACUGCUGGAAGAAGAGGAAAGACGGGAAGACCACCCGAGAGGAUCACAUGAAGCUCAAAGUGCAGGGAGUCGAGUGUCUGUAUGGCUGCUACGUCCACUCCUCCAUCAUCCCCACCUUCCAUCGUAGAUGCUAUUGGCUGCUGCAGAACCCAGACAUUGUGCUGGUGCACUACUUGAAUGUACCGGCAGUGGACGAUAGCGGGAAGCCAUGCGGCCCCGUCCUCUGCUCUAUCAACACAGACAGGAAGGAGUGGGCCAAGUGGAGCAAGGAGGAGCUCAUUGGACAACUCAAACCCAUGUGUGCUGGAAGCAGCCUGCAUCAGAAAUGUUCCAGUGUCAAGCAGCGCAUCAUCUCAUCCAAGCAGGAGUCCGGGGCAGCAGCAGGGGGUGGAUCUGCGGUGGGUACUGGUGUAGCGGCAGGCCAGAGAGCCGAGGAAGCAGAUGGCACGGAGGUCCAGAACAGCGAUGUGUCAGAAGGCCAGACAGAGCCCAGUCCUGCUGGGGGCAGGGGCAGAGUGGGCGCAGGAGAGAGGAGGAACGGCAGGAUAACCAAACCCUCCUUACUUCCACAGAGCAGCAUGGAGGUGUCCUCUUCCACUUCCAACAACCAGGUGGAGGUCCCUGACACCACCCAGAGCUCCCCACUGUCAAUCACUAGCGACAUGGCCGACAGUCCUGCUCUCUCCAUUGGUGCUGGUCUGUCACAAAGCACCGCUGUGUUCAUGUCUGAGGUCACCACACUGACUGGGGAUUCAGUUUACUCUGCUGGUAACACCCACCUGCUGGCAUCUGCCCACGAGAGUACCACCGCUGGCAUCCUGUUGGGUGUGGCCCCCGAAAACCAGAGGUUUGCAUCAUUUCCUGGUGGGGUGGGCUUAGGGGAGGGAGGGGAGUUGGUUCUGUCCAGCUCUCUAGACUCUGGCGGCGCAGUUAGCAUCCCUGAAAACACCAUGACCUUCGACCCCGACUGCUUCCUCAACAAUCCCAAGCAGGGUCAGACGUACGGUGGAGGUGGAGGGAAGACAGAGGGGUGUAAUGGUGAUGAUGGAGGACUCCACUGUUCCCCUAACAGCUUCCUCUACAAUCCAGCCCUCGUCCUCAACAUCAAGACGGAACCAGUGCCCGUGGAGCAGCCGCUGUCCUCGCAGAGUAGCUAUGUAGGAGAGGGAACUGGCCUCAGCCCUAGCACCACCCUGGAGCAAAUGGACUUCAGUGCUGUCAUGUCAUCCGCCUGUGUCACAAGUCUUAACCAGACUGUACACCACCCCUCCCCAAGCCUCUUCCUCCAGGCCUCCCCCCAGACAAGCCAGCCCUCUCUGCAGACCAAUGGUACGGAGGGUACCCAGGACUCGGGUGAGGCCCAACCAUACAUAGGUCUGCCCACAGUGCCAACAGACUCUCCGGUCACCAACAGAGAUCCGCGCACACAUCUCCACCAAGCCAGCCCGGGCCAGCAUGGCCUGUGUGGAAGGAACGGCCAAGGAGCAGCAGUGGGCCCAUUUCCCCUGACAACACAGGACACUACCGUCGACCAGUCAGGCAGCAGGGGACAUCGGGAGAUGGGGGGCUUAGACAAAACUUCUGAGAAUGGAGGGGAGUUACUGCUGAAGCCGGGGGAUCCUCACGAGGCCUACGCAAGCGUGGACACACAGCACUACCUGCAACCCACAGAUGACCAUGGAGGGGGAGAGGAGGGAGGAAGAGGGGGAGGGGAAAACGAGAUUCUCUGUAAUGGUGUAAGUUUGCCAGGGGCCAGCAGCUCAGUGGGGGCCAGUCCUCAGUCGAUAGGUGCAGGUCCAAGCAUUGAGGGGGCGCUCUACAGUUCUCCUCUUCCUCAGCAAGGUGGGGGUGUGUCGGCCGCGGCAGCUGGGGCAGGAUCAGCCAUCAGUCUGGAAGGUUUUGAGGCUUCAUUUGGAAGCCAGUUCUCUGAUCUCAUCAAUGAUUUCAUCUCAGUCGAGGGGUCUGGGGGCGGGGUGGGGGCAGCAGUCACUGGGGUCUUGAUGCCCCAGGAGGGGGCAGCAGGAGAGGAGCAUGGCACAGCAGUGGGCCACCUGCAAGGCUCGGAGGUGGAGCAGGGAGCUCUGGGACUGCUCCAGGAGACUGGGAGGCUGUUUGGUGUGACAGACUACUCCCCAGAGUGGUCUUAUCCAGAGGGCGGAGUGAAGGUGCUGAUCACAGGUCCAUGGUUGGAGUCGGGCAGUGAGUACAGCUGUCUCUUUGACCACAUCAGUGUCCCAGCUGCCCUCAUCCAGCCCGGGGUGCUGCGCUGCUACUGCCCAGCCCAUGACACUGGCUUGGUGAUGCUACAGGUAGCUAUGGGUGGUGAAGUCAUCUCUUCCUCUGUGGUUUUUGAGUACAAGGCGCGUGAUCUUCCUGCCCUGCCAUCUUCUCAGCACGACUGGCUGUCCCUGGAUGAUACCCAGUUCAGGAUGUCCAUCUUGGAGCGUCUGGAGCAGAUGGAACAGAGGAUGGCUGAGAUAUCCAAUCAGAACCCCAUCUCAGAAACCAUGGCAACCAAGGGCGGAGGAGUCGAGGGAGGAGGAGCCACUGAUCAGCAGUCUCAAAUUCCUCCUGAUCAGGGUUCAUUCGAGGGUCGCGUGGUGGUGGUCUGUGAGAAGAUGAUGUCUCAGUCGUGCUGGGCUUCUUCCAAUCAGCUCAUCCACAGUAAGAACUCCAGAGGAAUGACCUUACUGCAUCUGGCUGCAGCUCAGGGCUAUGCAGGGCUCAUUCAGACACUCAUUCGCUGGCGCACAAAGCAUGCGGACAGUAUUGACCUCGAGCUGGAGGUGGAUCCUCUUAACGUAGACCACUUUUCCUGCACUCCACUGAUGUGGGCUUGUGCUCUGGGCCAUACUGAGGCAGCACUGGUGCUUUACCAGUGGGAUCCGAGAGCUCUUUCUAUUCCCGAUUCACUGGGUCGCUUGCCUCUCAACAUUGCUCGAUCGAGGGGCCACACUCGAUUGGCUGAGCUAUUGGAACAGCUGCAACAGACCCCUCAAGCUCAGGGCCAGCCAGGUGACACUUGGAUGGACAGAUGGAGAGAAGAGUCACGGACAGGUGGAAUAAUUAACAGCCCAACUCCAAACUCAAACUCAGAGCUGAGGAGAGCCAGGACAGAGAGCCCGCCAGACAACCAGAACCAGAGCUGGAGCCAAACAGGACACAGAGCCCCACAGGGAGCACAGGGAGAUAAGGAAGGUCCACCCCCAGCCAAGAGACUCAAACCCAGUCCAGACACCCAGCAACAGUUAGCUAACUCAACCCCCAGCACCAACACCCUCAAUUCCCUCCUCAACACCUUCCCGAGUCCUCAUGCCCGGUGUUCUCUCGUCCCCAACACCCUCUCCCAACAAACUCAACCCUCCAACCUCAGCUGUCAGAACACACCUCCUCCUACCAGCUCCAGCCCUAGCCGGCCUCAGCUCCCCAACACACAGUUCUCCCACCUGCAGGCCAGGAUAGGGGGGUCCGGAGGGGGCACCAGGUGGAGUCUGAGACAGACUCUUGGGCAAUGUAGCCUAGCCAGGAGGAUUUUAGGAAAAGAGCGACUGGCCAUUCACCUGCGCCAAAGAGUGCUGUCAGACAGGGGAGAGGAGACAGAGCUGCUGACCUAUCAGGAUAACACUGAGGACUUGCAGAUGGACAUUACAAUGCUAGCUGAUCACAUCAUGGAGGCUUCAGCUGGUAGGCUUAAACAGGAGGCUGUGGAAACAGACUCUGGGAAGGUGGGGAUCAGCAGCGAUGUCAGGUUACUGUCUGGUUACCUCAGUGAGGUGGAGAGGUUCCUGAACUCCAAGCCCCAGACUCCUAACCCCAAACCAAAAUCUCUCUCAGGGCCGGAGGAUCAGCCGAGUCCUCAGGCUAAGCAAGCCCCACCCUCCCCCUUCGACUGGAGCUCCUUCCUCUGUGCAGCUAUGAAAGAGGAGAGGUUGAAAAAUGACUCCCCCUGUCUAGCCAUGACUGAAGCAGAGCAGGGAGAGCUGUAUGAGACCAUCAGGCAUGCCCUUCACGCCCUCAGAAAACACAAGGGUCCCAUUCAGGAACAACGCAAGGAGAUUGCAACAGUGAUUCAACGUUGCUAUAAGCGAUACAAGCAGUAUGCACUUUAUAAGAGGAUGACCCUGGCAGCCAUCCUGAUCCAGAGUCGUUUCCGGAGUUUCCAUGAACAGAGGAAGUUCCAGCAGAGUCGUCGGGCAGCGGUCCUCAUCCAGCAAUACUACCGUUCCUACAGACACUCCCUCAGCAGCCUCCUAACUAAAAAACAGAACCAGGCUGCUCGCAAGAUCCUGAGGUUCCUGCUCCGAUGCCGCCACAGGGCCAGAGAGCAGAGAAAGGCCAGGGGUCCUGAGAGCCCACCGCCAGGCGCCACACACAGCCCCCUCAGCCUGUGA
Messenger RNA from Pleuronectes platessa (European plaice), 4746 nucleotides. Its product is annotated as calmodulin-binding transcription activator 1-like. Gene Ontology annotation, biological process: regulation of transcription by RNA polymerase II. The coding region runs from base 1 to 4746 and encodes 1581 amino acids. The record is from RefSeq and is a predicted model, not a curated record. Gene Ontology annotation, cellular component: nucleus. Lineage: Eukaryota; Metazoa; Chordata; Actinopteri; Pleuronectiformes; Pleuronectidae. The transcript has 21 exons. Gene Ontology annotation, molecular function: transcription coregulator activity; protein binding; double-stranded DNA binding.